Molecule: messenger RNA, 822 nt
Organism: Strongyloides ratti
Lineage: Eukaryota; Metazoa; Nematoda; Chromadorea; Rhabditida; Strongyloididae
Product: Bax inhibitor 1-related family-containing protein
Exons: 1
Coding region: 1-822 (273 amino acids)
Cellular component (GO): membrane
Source: RefSeq, a predicted model, not a curated record
AUGUAUGGAAACGAUAAAAAAAUUCCGCCAUAUCCUCACAAUCAAAACCCACCACAAUAUGAAACUCCUGGCGGAGGUGAUUUAAAAAUACAAGUAGAUAACAAUCAACAACCAAAUGUAGCAUUUUUUAUAAUUCAAUUUGAAGAUCCUAUUGUAAGAAAAAAAUUUGUUGGGAAAGUUUUAUUUACUGUUGCUGUAAUGAUAUCAGUAGUCGCAACUAUUACUGGUUUAUCAUAUAUUCCAUUUUUUCGAGACUUUCUAAACGAUGAAGAAAAUAGAAAAACGAAUCUUUUUAUUUUAAUAGGAUUAUUAUUAGCAUGGUAUAUAAUAGCUUUUGUAACACUUCUUGUUCGAUGUGUUCGGAAAAUAUAUCCACUUAACAUUAUAAUGUUGACAUUAAAUGCCGUUUUAAUGGGUUUUGUAAUUGCAAUCUUAACAGCUUAUGUUCCCCCAAUAGUUGUAAUUAAAGCUGCAUGUGAAACGUUUUUAAUUUUAACAAUUGUAGCUGUUUUGGCAAGAUAUACAAGAAUUGAUGCAACAGGUUUUGGAUUUAUGUGGAAGUUUUUCCUUAUUAGUACAAUUAUAUCAUGUAUAUCAUUUGUUAUAAUAUAUUUUUAUGGUGGUACUUCACUACUUGCUAAUAUUUUAUCAACAGUCAUGGUAUUUAUUUAUUCAAUUUAUAUUUUUAUUGACUUACAACUUAUAAUGGGUGGAAAAAGAAAUGCUAUUUCUCCAGAUGAACCUGUUUAUGCAUCUAUUAUGUUAUUUGUAGAUAUUAUGCUAUUAUUUAUGGUAAUUUUUGGUAUAUAUGCUCAAAGUUAG